Drosophila teissieri is the source of this 1604-nucleotide messenger RNA. RefSeq names its product putative serine protease K12H4.7. Gene Ontology annotation, molecular function: serine-type exopeptidase activity; dipeptidyl-peptidase activity. NCBI's taxonomy places the organism in Eukaryota, Metazoa, Arthropoda, Insecta, Diptera, Drosophilidae. Gene Ontology annotation, biological process: proteolysis. The record is from RefSeq and is a predicted model, not a curated record. The transcript is spliced from 5 exons. Bases 30 to 1487 code for a protein of 485 amino acids.
AUUCGCAAACUUGUGAACUAUCCAGCAAUAUGAAGUAUACCCUAGUAGUACUCGCCCUCCUUGCACCUCUGACUGCAGCAGCUAGUCUAGGUGAACAGAAACCGGAGGCCAAUGCCUUCGUCAAAUCCUUGAGAGAACUGCAUCGAGGUCCACCAGUUGAACCAAUGAAGACCAGGGCCAAGGUGGAGGAGCGCUGGAUCACCCAGAAACUAGACAACUUCGAUGAUAGCAACAACGCCACCUGGCAGGAUCGAAUCUAUAUCAACAACAAGUACUUUGUGGAUGGCUCUCCCAUCUUCAUCUACUUGGGAGGCGAGUGGGCUAUCGAUCCCAGUGGGAUUACCUCUGGACUCUGGAAGGACAUUGCUAAGCAGCACAAUGGCUCCCUCCUCUACACUGAACAUCGCUUCUUUGGCGAGAGUAUCCCUAUAACUCCUCUGUCCACUGAGAACCUGGCUAAGUACCAGAGCGUGAAGCAGGCCCUGGCUGAUGUGAUUAACGUGAUUGCCACGCUGAAGCAGGAAGACAAGUACAAGAACUCCAAGGUUGUGGUCUCUGGUUGCUCCUACUCGGCCACCAUGGCCACUUGGAUCAGGAAGCUAUAUCCCGAAAUCAUCAGGGGCAGCUGGGCCUCAUCUGCUCCGAUCCUGGCUAAGGUGAACUUCAAGGACUACAUGAAGGUGGUCGGCGAGUCGUACGCUACCCUUGGAGGACAAUAUUGCUAUGAUCUGAUCGAUAACGCCACCUCUUACUAUGAGAAUCUUUUCGAGAUUGGCAACGGCACUCAGGCUGCGAAGGAAUUGAACCUGUGCUCCAACUUUAAUGUAAACAGCGAUCAGGACCGUUGGCAGAUCUUCAGCACUAUAGCGAACAUUUUUGCUGGCAUUGCUCAGUACCAAAAACCGGAGAAAUAUGAUAUUCCCACCUAUUGCUCGAUUCUGCGAGAGUUCAGUGAUGACGAUUCUGUUGCUUUGUCCAAGUUCAUUAAUUGGAAAAUCAAUGAGCAUUCAGGAGCUUGCCUUAGCACGACCUUCAAGGGAGCUGUUGGCUACUACGAAUGGUCUAAGGAUAACUACCAAGAUAGUGACUUGCCCUGGAUUUUCCAGACCUGCAGCGAGUUUGGAUGGUUCCAGUCUUCCGGCAGCAGUAGCCAACCCUUUGGAUCUACUUUUCCAGCCACUCUCUAUGAGGACACCUGUGAGGGCGUCUUUGGAUCGAAGUACGACUCGGAUGGCAUCCACGCCAAUGUCCGCGCAACCAACAAUGACUUCGGUGGCCUGAACGUUAACGCCACCAAUAUCUACUUUGUGCAGGGAGCUCUUGACGGUUGGAGCAAGGUGGGUGCUGGAGUUGCCCAGGGAGCCACCAUUAUUCCCUACGCCUCCCAUUGCCCCGAUACUGGAUCGAUCAGUGCCAGCGAUAGUGCCGAACUGGUGGCCUCCAAGAAUAAGUUGAUCAAGCUCGUGGGUCAAUGGCUGGAGGACUAAUAUCUCGAACGAUGAUUUUAAUUAGUUUAGAAGACUUUAUCAGUUUUUUGUUUUGUUUUAAAUCUAUAAUUAUUUAACCACCAGUGAUUGGAGCUAAUAAACCGAAUAUUAAACAUA